Lobosporangium transversale is the source of this 729-nucleotide messenger RNA. RefSeq lists its product as hypothetical. The transcript is spliced from 3 exons. NCBI's taxonomy places the organism in Eukaryota, Fungi, Mortierellomycota, Mortierellomycetes, Mortierellales, Mortierellaceae. Bases 1 to 729 code for a protein of 242 amino acids. The record is from RefSeq and is a predicted model, not a curated record.
AUGUCCUUCAUCAAUUUCGCAAGUUUGCGUCCAUCUGUCAUGAUUUUUGUGCCUGAUGGUCCAAUGUCUACUUCCCCGGUCUCAAUUCUAUAUAGUUCCAAAUGCGUGGCUUUAGAGGCGAUGGUUCCAUCAGUUCUCUUCCCCCGCUACUGGCUAUUCGAAGAGAUAUCGUUCAUCACGGAGUGUAGUGGUCCUCUGAAAUCAUUUACAGCACCUUUGGGAUUAUCCAACGAGUCAGCCCUCCCGAUGAAUGGCAGAAUUUGCGAUGGCGCAACCAGGAACUUAUCAAGCUCGUCAUUUUUUCAGCGAGGCAAUGUCAUUGUUAUGGUCCCACCAAAGUCUGUUCCUGACAAUAGUUCCCAGAAUGGCCCAUUAAACUGUUUAGAGUUUUUUAUAAACCUGUCUUCCAUAUCGAUGAGUGCAUUAGGGUUUAAGGAGCCCUUUGACGAGCAAGGUAAACAGCUAAGAAGUAAUGGCUGCGGUGCACUUGAGUUUGACGUAGUAUCAUCUAUAUCAGUUGAUGACGCCAAUUCCUCUGAGGCAGGUCAUUGGUUAAUAGUGGGACUUGGUGUUGGCAUAUUACAAGAAAUCAGAGCAUUCAAGUGUGCGGCCUUGACAGAAGAUGACCUCGAACGUAGCACUCGAGUGGAUGGCUCCAUGACGGCUUUGCGUUCUAAUAGAAUGAUGAGAAGAAAAGAGAUUUCAAAGAGAAAUAUCUUGCUUGAAUAA